Xenopus laevis (African clawed frog) is the source of this 7372-nucleotide messenger RNA. RefSeq names its product pleckstrin homology domain interacting protein S homeolog (gene phip.S). The transcript has 41 exons. Gene Ontology annotation, biological process: regulation of transcription by RNA polymerase II; positive regulation of DNA-templated transcription; regulation of signal transduction. NCBI's taxonomy places the organism in Eukaryota, Metazoa, Chordata, Amphibia, Anura, Pipidae. Bases 233 to 5809 code for a protein of 1858 amino acids. Gene Ontology annotation, cellular component: nucleus. The record is from RefSeq and is a predicted model, not a curated record.
UUGGCGGAGGGAUACAUUACUAAGCUCUCUCGCUCCUCUCAUUCUGGCUUGUUGUUUCCUCCUCCUCCCUCCGCCUGGCUUUGCAUGGUGGAGAGCGCAGGCUUCCCUAUUUUUCUUUUCUGCUCUAAACCCUGACAGUUCCAGAGGCAGGGCCCGGGGAUCCGCUCCGGCGGUGGUAGCGAGAGUAGGAGUGAAGCAUUACUAGGAAGGGGGGAUACGCAGCUACCCCAACAUGUCCUCUUCUAACAACCAGCACAGCACCGAGCUCAGAUCCGAGCUCUAUUUCCUCAUUGCCAGAUUUCUGGAAGAUGGACCCUGUCAGGAAGCAGCACAGGUUCUGAUCCGAGAAGUGGAGGAGAAGGAGUUACUUCCGAAAAGGGUAGACUGGACGGGGAAAGAACACGCGAGGACUUACCACAAUUUGGUGAAAUAUUAUCGACACUUGGCACCUGACCAUUUACUAGAAAUAUGUCGAAGGAUAGGACCUCUUCUGGAAAAAGAUGUUCCUCAGAGUGUCCCGGGCAUACAGACCCUUUUGGGUGCAGGGCGACAAUCUCUGCUUCGCACAAACAAAAGUUGCAAGCAUGUUGUGUGGAAGGGAUCAGCUCUUGCAGCUUUACAUUGUGGAAGGCCUCCAGAGCCACCCAUAAAUUAUGGAAGCCCACCAAGCAUUGCAAACACAUUUUUUGCAAGAAAGCUGAAUGGAAACUACCAGUUUGAAAACCUUGUACCAACAGCUGUUUACCAGCACAUGAAAAUGCACAAACGAAUUCUAGGCCACCUUUCCUCUGUAUACUGUGUAACAUUUGACAGAACUGGCAGAAGAAUUUUUACGGGAUCUGAUGAUUGUCUAGUAAAGAUAUGGGCAACAGAUGAUGGGCGUCUCCUUGCAACAUUAAGAGGACAUGCUGCAGAAAUUUCUGACAUGGCAGUAAAUUUUGAAAACACUAUGAUAGCUGCUGGAAGCUGCGACAAAAUGAUCCGAAUUUGGUGUCUUCGAACAUGUGCACCACUUGCUAUACUGCAAGGGCACAGUGCAUCCAUUACAUCAUUACAGUUUUCUCCUUUGUGCAAUGGAUCAAAGCGAUACCUUUCCUCCACUGGAGCAGAUGGCACCAUUUGUUUUUGGCUUUGGGAUGCAGGGACUCUUAAAAUAAACCCCCGACCAACAAAGUACACUGAGCGACCUCGGCCUGGAGUUCAGAUGAUUUGUUCUUCCUUUAGCCCUGGUGGAAUGUUUCUGGCAACUGGGAGCAGUGAUCAUGUAAUUAGAGUUUACUACUUUGGAUCAGGUCAACCAGAGAAGAUCUCAGAACUUGAAUUUCACACUGACAAAGUGGACAGCAUUCAGUUUUCUAAUACUGGAAAUAGAUUUGUUAGUGGAAGCCGUGAUGGCACUGCUCGCAUUUGGCAAUUUAAGAGACGCGAAUGGAGGAGCAUUUUGCUAGAAAUGACCACUCGCCCAACUGGUGUUCAGGGAUUUGAAGACAAGAUAACAAAAUUAAAAGUAACUAUGGUGGCCUGGGACCGUCAUGACAACUUUGUUAUCACAGCUGUCAACAACAUGACUUUGAAAGUCUGGAAUUCCUGCACUGGACAACUUGUCCAUAUAUUGAUGGGCCACGAGGAUGAAGUUUUUGUGCUAGAAUCACACCCUUUUGAUCCAAGAGUUUUGUUUUCUGCUGGUCAUGAUGGAAAUGUGAUAUUAUGGGAUUUAGCACGAGGUGUGAAGAUAAGAUCUUACUUCAACAUGAUUGAAGGGCAAGGUCAUGGAGCUGUGUUUGACUGCAAGUGCUCACCGGAUGGACAGCACUUUGCAUGUACAGACUCCCAUGGCCAUCUACUGAUAUUUGGCUUUGGUUCCAGCAGCAAAUAUGACAAGAUAGCAGACCAAAUGUAUUUUCACAGUGAUUAUCGGCCUCUUAUACGGGAUGCAAACAACUAUGUGUUGGAUGAACAAACACAGCAGGCUCCUCAUCUUAUGCCCCCUCCAUUUCUGGUAGAUGUUGAUGGUAACCCACAUCCAUCACGUUAUCAGCGACUCGUCCCUGGUCGGGAAAACUGCAGAGACGAGCAGCUUAUUCCUCAAAUGGGGUUGACAUCCUCAGGGAUGAAUCAGGUACUCAGCCAGCAAGCUAACAAUGAAGCGAGUCCUUUGGAUAGCUUGAUUCAAAGGCUUCAACAAGAGCAAGACCAGAGAAUGAAUGCAGAGACAUCUAGUGGUUCCAACAGCCGCACAGGCAGAGCUUCUGUGAGCUCUUCUUCAGAAGUCCAUUCACCACCAAAUAUCGGAUUAAGACGCAGUGGUCAAAUUGAGGGUGUUAGACAGAUGCAUAGAAAUGCUCCGAGAAGCGAAAUAGCAACUGAAAGAGAUCUUGUCGCUUGGAGUAGAAGAGUGGUUGUUCCUGAGCUCUCUACUGGAGUAUUAAGUAAACAGGAAGAAUGGAGAACUGCAAAAGGAGAAGAGGAAAUAAGGAUGUACAAAGAAGAAGAUAAAAGGAAAACCAUUACAAAUCAUGCUGUUAGAGAAAACAAAGUUUCCUAUUCUAAGAACCACUCCCUGGAACUGUUACUGGACAAUGGAGACUCUAAAAAGCAAUCAUCCACUUCAAACAACUGCCACACCCGAGCUACCCUUGAAGAACAAGCAGGUCCUACUGAAGAGGUUGAAAAUAGUUCAUCAGAUGAAGCUGAUGUUGAGAGCGAAGCAAUAGCUGCUAGUGGGGCAACGUCUGAAGAGGGUGAAAAGCGAGAAUGGCAUAGUGAUGGGAGCUCCAGUGACUAUUCAAGUGAUUACUCGGACUGGACUGCAGAUGCUGGAAUCAACCUGCAGCCACCAAAGAAAACACUGAAACAUAGAACAAAGAGAGCAGAAAGCAGCUCUGAGGAUGAAGAAAAGUCUGACAAGUUUAAACAAAAGCAGAAGAAGGAAAGAAAGAAAGGAAUGGAUGAGAAAGAUGGACCAUCUUCACCAAAGAAAAGAACACCCAAAGAAAGAAAGCAAAAGCGACUACCAAUUGGAGAGCUGACUGAACAAGGCCUCUCCCUAGAAGAAUGGCUACCAUCUGCUUGGAUUACAGACACUGUUCCUAGACGUUGUCCUUUUGUUCCACAAAUGGGUGAUGAGGUUUACUAUUUUCGGCAAGGUCAUGAAGCAUAUGUUGAGAUGGCAAAGAAGAACAAGAUCUAUCGAAUUAAUCCCAAAAAACAGCCUUGGCAUAAAAUGCAGUUAAGGGAGCAAGAGCUCAUGAAAAUUGUCGGAAUAAAGUAUGAAGUUGGACUACCCACACUGUGCUGCCUCAAGCUUGCUUUUUUGGAUUCAGACACUGGUAAACUGACAGGCGGAGCCUUCACAAUGAACUGCAGUAUCUACAUCCCCAUGGUACCUGUGCCCCCCAAUGUAAGAGAAGAGAAAAUGAUUUAUUGGUACCAUGACAUGCCGGAUGUGAUAGACUUUUUGGUUCUCCGUCAGCAGUUUGAUGAAGCAAGACGCAGGCAGUGGAGCAUAGGUGACCGGUUCCGAUCUGUAAUUGAUGAUGCUUGGUGGUUUGGAACUAUUGAAAGCCAAGAACCACUUCAUCAGGACUAUACAGAUAGUUUAUUCCAAUGCUACAAUGUUUGCUGGGACAAUGGAGACACUGAAAAAAUGAGUCUUUGGGACAUGGAACUUGUACCUGAUAAUGCUGUAUUUCCAGAAGAGCUUGGCACAAGUGUCCCACUAACAGAAGGUGAAGUUCGCUCAUUGCUUUAUAGAAGUCUUGAUGGAGAGUGGGGUUGCAGAAGCAGAGAUGAAGAGUGUGAUAGAAUUACUGCUGGGAUCAAUCAGUUGAUGACACUAGAUAUUGCCUCAGCAUUUGUGGCUCCUGUUGACCUCCAAGCCUAUCCAAUGUAUAGCACUGCUGUGGCCUAUCCAACUGAUCUAAGUACAAUCAAGCAACGGCUAGAGAACAGAUUUUACAGGCGACUUUCUACAUUAAUGUGGGAGGUGCGUUAUAUAGAACAUAAUACACGCACAUUUAAUGAACCAGAAAGUCCCAUUGUGAGAUCUGGCAAGUUUGUCACAGACGUCCUACUGCACUUUAUAAAAGACCAGUGUUGCUAUGAUAUCAUUCCACUGUACAACAAUUUGAAGAAGAAGUUAUUGUCAGAUUCUGAAGAGGAAGAAGAGAAAGAGGCAGAUGUACCUGGAACUUGCACAAGAAAAAGGAAGGAGUACCAACCAAGACGUAAACUGCGCAGCACAGCACCAUCCUACGAUUUGCUGUCCUGGAAGAAGCAAUGUCAGGAACUGUUAAAUCUAAUUUUCCAGUGUGAAGAUUCAGAGCCUUUUCGUCAGCCAGUUGACCUUCUUGAAUAUUCUGAUUACAGAGACAUUAUUGACACUCCAAUGGACUUUGGCACAGUACGUGAAACCUUAGAGGCUGGAAACUAUAAAACUCCCUUGGAGCUUAGCAAGGAUGUGAGGUUGAUUUUCAGCAAUUCAAAAUCUUACACUCCAAGUAAAAGAUCAAAGAUCUACAGUAUGAGUUUAAGACUUUCUGCUUUCUUUGAAGAAAGAAUGAGCAACAUUUUAGCUGACUAUAGGUCUGCUUUGCGAUUUCACAAAAGAAAUACUAAAACUAAAAGCAGAAGGAAAAGGAACAGAAGCAGUUCUUCCAGCAGCAGUGCUGCAUCCAGUCCUGAAAGAAAAAGGCGAUAUAUCAAACCACAAACAAACUCAGAAAACACUACCGUCUCCCCUGCAUCGGUGCACCAACGCACAGUUGCUCACAAGGUGCCAAACACACUGGUAAAUGGCAAGACAACGGAAUCAAGUGCUUUGGCCAGGUCAAGGAGUUACAGACGUCACAUAGAGUCUGCUGUACCUGAGCAACCAACCACAUCUGGAACACCUAAACAACUGAAUGUAAAAUCUAAUCAUUCAACAGUGGCAGCAAAAUCAGCUAUGAUAGAAAAUGCCACAAAACUUCACAAAAACCAGAAUGCAAGUCCCAACCAGGCAUCCAAUCACCUAACCAAGAACAAUGUGCCCAAAGGAAAGCUGGAGAAAGAUAAACCAUUCAAACAAAGGAUGAAGGCGUCUUCAAGCAUGGCCCUACCUGCUGACAGAAAAGAGAUUUUGAAUCAAGUAAGCAGCAUUCAAGUUAAUGGACACAGCAGUCAGCCACUCAAGCCAAUUGUGAAAGGUCGGCCUGGUCGUAAACCUAAAGUCAUCCUUAACAACAUAGAUAAAUGUGAAACAAACACAGUUGAUCAGGUGGUACCCAAGAAAAGGGGGAGGAAGCCUAAAUACCCAAGGAAUGAAGGUCUACCAAGCGCCCCACAAGAGCCCCAAAAUUCUGUUGUGGAAACAGGUAAAUUUAAGGAUCAUCCUGCUCCCUCCACUUGUAACUCUCAUGAAGCUCUAUAUAAUAAAACUGAGAAUGAGGUACCAAAAAAACGAAGGGGUAGGAAACCUAAGGUAAAGACAGAGCCUGGUAAUGUUGCUGCUGUUACUCCAGCACUAUCGGCACAUGAGCUUGAAAGAGAGGAGACCAUCAAAAUACAGACCAGAAGCAAAUGUAGAAAGUCAGACCAGCCAGAGGAUGAAUCUUUGGGUGAGUCUUUAUCUGAAGACAUAAACAAUACCGAAACCCAAAUAAGAACUAGAAAUCAGGGGAAGAGGACUGCCUUUUAUAAUGAAGAAGAUUCGGAGGAAGAACAAAGACAGCUGCUUUUUGAAGACACUUCUUUGACGUUCGGUACUUCACGUAGGGGUAGGGUACGGAAAUUGACAGAAAAGGCAAAAGCAAAUUUAAUUGGCUGGUAACUGUUCACCAGCUGUGCAUUUAAAGACAUAUUUAAAGCAGCUCUGUUGUAGACAUGAUUGGAAAUAUAUCAGCUCCUUUGCUGCUACCAUGGAUUGAGAGUUCUUGGUCUUGACCAUGUUUAUAAAGUGAAAUUAUAUCUCGCUAAUUUCAUUUGACUUCAAAGAAAGUAAGGUUAUACAUUUCAGAAUUCAUAUACAGUAGCUCAAAAAACAGACAACGCUAAGUCAUAUGCAAAUGUUCAAAAUGGUUAAUGUUUCUUUUUUGACCAAUGACCGUACGCUGCAUUGGAUGCAGAUAUUGCAUCCAUGUGGGUUUAUUGUAAUGGUAAUUAUUCCAGAAGUCUGUUUAAAGUGAAAACAAAUGUGAUAUUAGCACAUUUUUUUCCUUUAAAAAAUGCUGAGUUCUAAUAGUAAUGCUAACAAACCAGGCUUAUGUGUUUGCACACAUUGGCAUUGAAAUAACAAUAUACUAUAUAUAUUUCCCAGUAUAUAUUUAUAUAUAUUCACUUAUAUAUCCACAUUGGAAAGUAUUUCAUUUAUGUCUAAUUUUUCAGACCUUGAUACUUGUACCCAUGCCUAAAUCAGUUUAAAUCAGUUUAUUGUGCCAAAGACUGAGACUGAAUACAGUUAAAGCCUGAAAUUUCUGACUGUCACAAUUGCACACAAUGUUUGUGUAAAUAACAUAAAUACAGAACAAUGUGUAUAUUAACCUUAAGGUAUCGUAAGCUGUGCUCACUUACCCUGUAUUGGUACUUUUUGGUUUAAAAAAAAAAAAAAAGAUGCAGUGGCAUCUUUUUAAAGACUUUUUAGAAUAUGUAAACAAUUCUCUAGGGGUUUAAAUUAAACUUUUCCUGGAAAUUCACCAUAAAUGUGUUAGCAAUACUGUUUUAUUGCUAUGACUAUGUUGCCUUCUCGCUGUUUUAUUAGUUAAUAACAAAUGGACAGAGCUGUUUUUAAUAGUCUUUGGUUGUUUUUUCUACCUUAAAGAUGUUUGUUUGAUAUCCUUUGCAGUUCGAUAGUAACGCGGUACAUUACAUAUGCCGCUGCAACACCUUGAUGCAAAUAUUGUAAGAUACAAUCUAAUGCUAAAACUUCAUUUAGUCCGCUAUUCAUUAGUACUGUAUGGUGGUAAUCAAUGUUGCAGUGCUAAUGUUUUGAAAUAUUUGUUUCAUAGGGAAACUACAAAACUACCUUUUUAUUUGUUUAUAUCUUUGUUUAUUUCAAUAAUGUUAACUUGCAUAGAACAUGUGUGUAUGUGUAUAUAAUAUUAUAUGUAUGUGUACUUACACAUAGAUUUACACACAUUAUGCAUUUAUAAUCCAGAUAUGAAAUCCUGUACAUGACUUUUUAGAAAGUGUUUGAAUAUAAACCUUAUUUUAAACAUGUCGUCCGGUAGUUUGAUUUUACAGGCUGAUAGUAUCUUCCCCAUUACUGAAAGGUCGCGUAAUUUUUCUUGUUUUUUUUUUUACUAAGAAAUGUCAAUGUACACUGUUUUUAUUUUAUUUUACUCUGGCCUCUGAUGUUCAUAACAUCAAAUGAAAAUGAAAGAAAAAUCUGAUUAAA